Messenger RNA from Neurospora tetrasperma FGSC 2508, 1065 nucleotides. RefSeq lists its product as uncharacterized. The transcript is spliced from 2 exons. Gene Ontology annotation, cellular component: nucleolus. The record is from RefSeq and is a predicted model, not a curated record. NCBI's taxonomy places the organism in Eukaryota, Fungi, Ascomycota, Sordariomycetes, Sordariales, Sordariaceae. Gene Ontology annotation, molecular function: RNA binding. The coding region runs from base 28 to 1065 and encodes 345 amino acids. Gene Ontology annotation, biological process: endonucleolytic cleavage in ITS1 to separate SSU-rRNA from 5.8S rRNA and LSU-rRNA from tricistronic rRNA transcript (SSU-rRNA, 5.8S rRNA, LSU-rRNA); small-subunit processome assembly; endonucleolytic cleavage in 5'-ETS of tricistronic rRNA transcript (SSU-rRNA, 5.8S rRNA, LSU-rRNA).
GAAACACAAGUCAAUCAUCCAUCAACAAUGCCGGAGGACGAUAUUAGAAACAAGUUCCUCGAUGCUGGCGAUAGCGACGACGAUGCGGGCCACGGUUCCGACUCGGAGGAUGAUUUCCAAAAGGGUGGCCGUAACGCUAAGCGCAGAAGAGUGAGCGAUGACGAGGACAGCGAAGCCGACGACUUCACCGACGCAGAGGAGGAACACGACCAAGAGGAUGCUGAAAGCAAGGAUGCACCUGCAAAGGACGACCAGGAAACAACAGAUGGAAAGGGAAAGAAGGAUGGAAAGAAGGAGAAGGAGAAGGAGAAGAAGUCGGUACUAGCGAGUGACCUUCCGGGCAUGACGAAGCCUCUCACAAAGAAGAAUCUCAUCGUCACGGAGGAGGCCAUCAAGAAGUCGGGAGUGGUGUACAUCUCCAGGGUACCACCUUUCAUGACUCCUGCCAAGUUGCGCUCCCUGUUGGAGCCGUACGGAAAGUUGAAUCGCAUAUUCCUGGCCCCCGAGGACCCAGUUGCGCGGCGCAAGCGCAUUCGCAGCGGAGGCAACAAAAAGAAGAUGUUUACAGAAGGCUGGAUUGAGUUUGUCAAGAAGAAGGACGCCAAAAAGGCAUGCGAACUCCUUAAUGCCCGUCCAAUCGGAGGCAAGAAGGGAUCCUACUACCGCGACGAUAUCUGGAACCUGCUCUACCUCAAGGGUUUCAAGUGGCACAACCUGACCGAACAAAUCGCUGCUGAGAACGCCGAGCGAUCCAGCAGGAUGCGCGCUGAAAUCUCAAAGACAACCAAAGAGAACAAGGAGUUCGUCCGCAACGUGGAAAGGGCCAAGGUGCUGCAGGGCAUUCAGGCAAAGAAGGCGUCCAAGGGCAGCAAGGAGGGCGGUGAGGGUGCCGCCCAAGUCACAGAAUCUACUACUCCCUCGGCGGCGACGACGACGACGACGACGACGACAACAACAAACGACGAUAAGAGGAGAACAUUCAAGCAAAUACCCCUGGCCAAGAAGAGGAAGCUCGAUGAGACACAGCCCGAGCAAGUACAAAGAGUGCUUAGCAAGAUCUUUUAA